CUAUGUCGAAGCACGUAGAAUGGCGGUGCUCUUAUAUUUGGGGGCGGAAUCGUACCUGGGUUUGCGAGAACGGUACUCUGCAGUAUAAGGCUUCCAAUCAAGGACCCGGCUGUUUAUUCGAUGCAACGCAUACCCCCCGGGGCAGAAUGGCCCCCAACAUAAGACGCGAAUGGAUGGUCCAGUAGCAAGUAUAAAGAUCUGCUGUGUCCCUUUAAGGGACUUACUCGACUCUUCCCUGCAUACUGUAAUCCGUCGGUCUUGGUCUAAUCCUUCACUUUCCAUCUUGUUCGUCUUCUAAAUAAACAUUCGCAUAUCACCACGAUACGAGCGAUGCCUGUACCAUGGGAAUUUGAAGAGGCUGUAUGCCCUGAGGACAAGAUACCUGCAGCUUCGAGUCGGUUGUCAUUGACCGAGGACGGUGAUGCCGAAACUGUGGCUGGGGAGACAGAAGAGAUGGACAAUGAUAAUGUAUCCAUCUUGUCCAGGAUGUCUUAUCCAGACUCCCUCGGGCGAAAAGAUCUCCUCGUCCCUAGCAACGAACCAUCAAAGAUAGUUUACGAGGCAUGGGAGGUCGUCAAAGGUGAAGACGCCAUGGUUGGAGCUUCUCGGACAAUUUGUGGGAUCAAAAUUGGCGUCAAGUGGGAGUCUUUGGGUAAUGGAUUUACCGAGCUCAAUCCCCAAAAUGGUUAUGGCCAGAAAGAGCUCGCCGAUUUACACCGGGACGCUAUUCAAGAAUAUGAAGCCAGAGGCCCGAAGAAUAGAAAACCAUACGCUCAAGAUCUGGCGAACCGAGUCUCUGGUUUGAAAGCGGAGGUAUAUGACAAAAUUCAGCUUCUUGUGGAAGAUAAAAUCAAGGCGACGAACGGAACGCCAUUCCGCCGUCGUGAAUGGCGGAUUGUAGUACUAGAGGAAGGCGAAUUUCAGAUGACAGAACUCUUUCCUGAGCGUAAGAAGGGAAUUUUCCGGAAGCACCGACAGGCACCUGCGGUACGCAGAUUCUUCAUUGUGCUCCGUGGCGAGGAAGUAAAGAUAACGAAGGAGAAGGAGGGCUGGGGGCAGUUCACCCGUCACACCAACCCGUGGUGUAGAGUUGAUAUGCAAGAGACUCGGGAAGCACGCAGGGACCAUCGAGGUCACUUGGAAAAGAUGGGUCGAAUUCUUGAGGCGAGACGGAGCUCUGUUAUUCGUAAUGAGAUGAAGGCAGAAAGAAUAAUUAAUUAGGUAUAUGGUCGGAGCACCUAGACCUGUAGGCUAGGCUUACUUGCAUGUAAGGAUGCCGUAGGGCGAUAAAUGGUACGCUGUCAGCCUUGGCGGAUUGGAUUUUUAUGUUUUAUGUUUGGGAUAUGGCAGUAUGAAUGGAUGAGAAGCGUU
Annulohypoxylon maeteangense is the source of this 1371-nucleotide messenger RNA. RefSeq lists its product as uncharacterized. The record is from RefSeq and is a predicted model, not a curated record. NCBI's taxonomy places the organism in Eukaryota, Fungi, Ascomycota, Sordariomycetes, Xylariales, Hypoxylaceae. The transcript is spliced from 2 exons. Bases 331 to 1221 code for a protein of 296 amino acids.